ACGAAAAUGGGAUGAGAGUACAGAAUUGGAGAACUGAGAGAGAUUAUAAAUUUAUGAAACCAAAAGCUGCUCUUGCUAUGCCGCCGAUAAUGUCUGAGUACCGUCACAGCGUCACCAUUAUCUGCGAGGAAUCCGUACAGUAUUCUCUUGUCAGCCACCUCUCCGCGGCCUUACGACGGGAGGCCAUCUCUGUGUUCGUGGACUCAUGCGGCUUUCAGGAAACCAAACCAUUUGUGACAGAUGGGGCUAGGGUUUCUGUGGUGGUUAUUUCCAACAUAGCGGACUCAUGCGGUCCUCGGGUUGUUAAGUUCUUAAAGGUUAUCAAGCGGCAGAGGAAAAGUGGCAACGUGGUGGUUCCAGUCUUCUACCGCGUCGAUCCAUUGACCCAAGUUUACGGGUGGGCCAAGAGAAUGCUGGAGGCCGAAAAACUAACAAGCCACCAAUCAAGGAUCUCAAGCAAUAGGAUACUCACAGACUCCGAACUAGUGGAAGAGGUCGUCAGAGAUGUGUAUGGGAAGCUGAAUCCUGCAGAGCGGGUUGGGAUUUACUCGAGGCUACUAGAGAUCGAGAACAUGCUUUACAAGCAACCGAUGAGAAACCAAAGCAUAGGAAUUUGGGGUAUGCCUGGCAUAGGCAAGACGACCCUCGCAAAAGCAGUCUUUGACCACAUGUCCAGUGAUUAUGAUGCGUGUUGCUUCAUCGACCAUUUUGAUGAAUCGUUCCAUAAGGUGGGCCUUCACCGUUUGUUCCAAGAAAGAAUUGGUGCAAUUCUAGAGGCAGAGUUUGACAUAAAGAGCUCUUAUGUUAUGACACCGAGCCUCUAUAGUGAUAAAUUAUGCGAUAAAAGGAUUCUCCUUGUUCUAGACGAUGUGCACGAUUCUCUGGCUGCAGAGUCUUUCCUUAGAAGGCUUGAUUGGUUUGGUCCCGGAAGUGUGAUAAUCAUAACCUCCAUAGAUAAACAAGUGUUUUCCUUUUGUCAGAUCAAUCAGAUCUACAAGGUUCAAGGUUUAAAUUGGCACGAGGCUCUGCAGCUAUUUUCCCAAAAGGCAUUUGGACAAAAUGUGCCAGACCAGAAUGACAUGGAACUGUCAUUGAAAGUGAUUGACUAUGUUAAUGGAUACCCGUUAGCUCUCAGUAUAUAUGGCCAAGAGCUAAAGGGGAAAAGGUCAGGAAUGGAGGCUGCUUUCUUGGACCUCAAGAAAUAUCCUCCCCAACAGAUUCAAGAUGCGCUGAAAAACGUCUAUAAUGCACUUGGCGACAACGAGAAACACAUUUUUUUGGACAUUGCUUGUUUUUUCAGGGGAGAAAAUGUCAGCUAUGUGGUCGAGAUGCUUGAGGGAUGUCGUUACUUUCCACGUGUUGGAAUAGAUGUUCUUGUGGAUAAGUGUCUGGUAACUAUUUCAGACAACACAGUGCAAAUGAAUGAACUGAUACGAGACAUCUGCCAACAAAUAUUCAUUGGAGAAACUGAGAGCUGCACCAGAAUAUGGGAAUCUACCAACAUCAGAUAUCUACUAGAAGAUUAUGAACUUGAAGCAUGUGGAGGAUCCAGAGCAACGCCUAAGUGUGAUUUGGUCGCUGAAGACACUGAAAGCAUAUCUCUGGAUACAUCGAACAUGAAAUUUGAUGUCAAACACGAUGUCUUCAAUAAUAUGUUUAAUCUUAGAUUUGUGAAGAUAUACAACAGUUCCGGCUCUAAAGAUGUUCGUGGACUCAAUUUCCCAAAGGACCUGGAUUCUCUACCUUGUGAGCUAAGGCUCCUCCAUUGGGAGAACUAUCCAUUGCAAACCUUGCCUCAAAAUUUUGACUUUGAGCACCUUAUUGAUCUCCGUAUGCCUUACAGUCACCUUCACAAAUUUGGGGCAAGAUCCAAGAACGUCAAGAUGUUGAAGAGGAUCAUGCUUUGUCAUUCUAAAGAGCUAGUUGAAUGUGACAUUUUACUAUAUACUCAAAAUAUAGAGCAAAUUGAUCUCCAAGGUUGUACAAGAUUGCAGAGUUUGCCAAACAUGAGUGAACUACAGCAUCUCCGAGUUGUAAAUCUCUCAGGUUGCACAGGGAUCAAAAGCAUCCGAGGAUAUCCACCAAAUAUUGAGGAAUUGCAUCUCCAAGGAACUCAUAUAGUAGAGCUACCAAUAUCCAAUGUGACCCACACCCUGACAGCUAAACUGGACCGGAAAAAGCUUUUGAGUCUUCUAGAAAACUUGCAAGAUGUUGAUCAUAUUGAUCUUGACAGCGUAACAAGUCUUGCUAAAGUUGCCUCAGAUAAUCAUCAGGAUUUUAGAAAGCUUGUUCUCUUGAAUAUGAAAGAUUGUUCUCAACUGCGAAGUCUUCCUGACAUGGUAAAUUUAGAAUCUCUACAAGUUCUUCUUCUGUCUGGGUGCUCAGAGCUUGAGGAAAUCAAUGGUUUGCCAAGGAACCUGAGAAAGCUAUACCUUGGUGGCAUCGCAAUACGAGAAGUGCCACCGCUUCCCCAAAGCCUAGAGUUCUUGAAUGCUCAUGGUUGUAAGCAUCUCAAGUUAAUUCGUUUGGAUUUUGAGGGGCUUCCUAGGCACUACACUCUUAGUAAUUGUUUUAGUCUAUCUUCAGAAGUGGUCUCUGAAUUUUUGGAGAACGGUUUGACUAAAUUAGCAAUGUUAGCUAGCGAACAACAACAGGAACCCCUCAAAACAUCCGCAGUCAACAUAUGUAUUCCUGCAGACGCACGUCAGAAAUCCUCGUUUCUUUCAAGUUCAGGUCCAAAUGUAAAGAUAGAGCUAGCUCCUUGGAACCGAGAAGCUCUUUCAGGCUUUGCUAUGUCAGUUGUGGUAUCAUUUCGAGAUGAUUACCACAAUGUCGUAGGUCUAGGGAUUAGGUGUACAUGCACAUGGAAGACCAGGAACGGCCAUGCUGAUGAGAUACAAAGAGUAUAUCACUGUUGGGAUCCAACAGAAGCUCCAAAGGUUGAAAGGGAUCACAUAUUUGUGAUUUGCGAUACAGAAAUGCAUCGACGUGGUGGUGAAGAAAUCUUUUCUAAUAUCUCAGAUGAUGAAAUCAAAUUUGAAUUUCAGACAGUGAGUGGGGAGAACAAGCUUUUAGGUGAUAGUUGCAUGGUGACGGGAUGUGAUGUCCAGGCAAUUACGGAUGGAACAGGUGACACGACCGUCAGUGAAAUAAUUGAAGUAAGUCUUAUUGAAGAAGAUACUCCUCCUUUGCUCAAAGAGCCACAGGCAACGACUUGUUCUCUUUUAUCCAGUGAACCACAGAAGUCCCCUGGUUACGUAACUACUGAGGGAUUUGGAAAAACGGAAAUGGUUGAUAAAGACUUAGCAACUGGGCAAGCAGUAAGACAAAGCUCCACAAAGGAGACGCAUGAAGAAGACAGUACACACGAACGGGAAAAUAACGAAGGUGGAGUAGGUUGUGUUUCCAUCCCAACCAAAGACCUACCAAUGGAAGAAGCCACUCGUAAAAGCACCAUAAAGGAGUGGCUCAAAAAACAUGCACUAGGUUGUGGAGUAGGUUGUUUUCCCCUGGUGAUAUCAAAGUCUCCCAAAAACUGGUCAAACGGGAAAGAGGCAGACAAAUCGCGACAAAGGAGUGGUAGCAAAUCUGGACGCUCGCGUCCAUGUGACUCGUCCGGCAAGGUUCCACGAUUCACUUUGGGCGUUGAUGGAUGGCCCAUCGCAGGCCAUCAUAUACAACGUAUUGACCUAAGUUCAGCCCAGUCGAAAAAUGCUCCUAUAAGUAAUGUGGUGCGCAUCAUAUGAGAUGUAUGUGUGCAUCAUAUAUUCAUUUUAUAUGUAGAAACCCCUUCAGACUUUGACAGAGGUUGAGAUUUUAAUUCUCAGAAAAAAACUGAUUUUUUAAACAAUUAUGUUGAUUUACAAGGUAUCAUAAACAUAGUGCAAAUAAACUUUGUUAGGUGUGAAUCUUCAUAGAAUAUUUAUGUAUAAAUCAUCAUAAGACAAGUAAUAAAC
Messenger RNA from Eruca vesicaria subsp. sativa (arugula), 3956 nucleotides. The record is from the annotation of a GenBank genome assembly. NCBI's taxonomy places the organism in Eukaryota, Viridiplantae, Streptophyta, Magnoliopsida, Brassicales, Brassicaceae.